AUGAGUGCAAAUCCACACGAAUCAUGGGCUGUCCGCAGAUAUAAAGGUGUUACGAAAAUACUCGGUCAAGUUCAAGAAAAAGUUUCUCAAGUCGGAUGGGCUGUUGGAGCAACAACUGUUCUUAUUAUCUAUCCAUUAGCUAUUUCAAUCUUAGAUCAUCGUUUCCUUAAGAAGAAUGGUGUUAUUUAA
Molecule: messenger RNA, 189 nt
Organism: Trichomonas vaginalis G3
Lineage: Eukaryota; Parabasalia; Trichomonadida; Trichomonadidae
Exons: 1
Coding region: 1-189 (62 amino acids)
Source: RefSeq, a predicted model, not a curated record